UCACAAACUAUUCAGUUUUAUUUGUUUAUAGCACCAUUGAGAUUUGAGGCCAUUCACAAGAAAUGGUGGCUGUAUUCAACAAAGAGCUCUUGAGCUGGUACCUCAUCACCCUUAAACUCAAAGAAACCUUAGAAUCAGGGAUUCCAUCUUCUCCUAUUUCAGGUAACAGAUCAAUUGAGUUUCCUCAACAGCAUGAGGAGGAAAAGCUUCAGCAUGAACCUACAGAACCAUUGCAAGUUGUCAUCAAUGGAGAAGAUGAAAAGCAAGAGGAACCAAACUCACCAGCAUCUGAAUGGGUCGUAACCAUCAAGGAAAAGCUAGAGCAGGCAUGUCAAGAUGAUGUGGCAAGUUCAUGGUCCAAGUUAUCAAUCUACAGAAUCCCUCACUACCUUAGAGAUAGUGGUGGUGAAGACAAAGCUUUUGCACCACAGAUUGUGUCGAUAGGUCCUUACCACCAUGGCAAGAAACGCCUUCGCCAAAUGGAUCGCCACAAAUGGCGUUCCCUUAACCAUGUCCUCAAGCGUGCCAAACAUGACAUUAGGCUCUAUCUCAAUUCCAUGAAGGAGAUUGAAGAGAGAGCUCGCUCAUGUUAUGAAGGACCAAUCAGUUUAAGCAGCAAUGAGUUUGUGGAAAUGCUUGUCCUUGAUGGUUGUUUUGUGCUUGAGCUAUUCAGAGGAGCCACCGGGGACUUCAAGCAACUUGGAUAUUCGAGGAAUGAUCCGGUUUUCGCAAUGCGUGGAUCGAUGCACUCCAUUCAGAGAGACAUGAUCAUGCUAGAAAACCAGCUUCCUUUGUUUGUACUAGAUAAGCUUCUGGGAAUUCAACUGGGAAAUCCAGAACUGAAAGGACUUGUUGCAACUCUAGCACUCAGAUUCUUUGACCCUUUGAUGCCAACAGAUGAACCAUUGACAAAGAGUGACAGAAACAAAUUGGAAUCAUCACUUGGAGGCACCGACACCUUUGACCCUUUAUCUGAUCAAGAAGGUCUUCACUGCUUGGAAGUGUUCAGAAGAAGUCUUUUGCGCACAGGACCUCAACCAGUACCUAGAAUAUGGAUCAAACGCAGGUCAAAUGCUCAAAGAGUUGCUGACAAAAGGAGACAGCAACUGAUACAUUGUGUCACAGAGCUUAAAGAGGCUGGAAUCAAGUUCAAGAAGAGGAAGACUGAUCGCUUCUGGGACAUCAAAUUCAAGGAUGGAAAACUGCGAAUACCACGGCUCUUGAUCCAUGAUGGUACCAAGUCUUUGUUCCUCAACCUCAUUGCUUUUGAGCAGUGUCAUCUUGAUUGCAGCAAUGACAUUACAUCCUAUGUCAUUUUCAUGGACAACUUGAUUAACUCUCCAGAGGAUGUGGGGUAUCUUCAUUACCGCGGCAUCAUUGAGCAUUGGCUUGGGAGUGAUGCUGAAGUUGCAGACCUUUUUAACCGGUUGUGCCAAGAGGUUGUGUUUGACAUAAAUAACAGUUACCUUUCUCCAUUGUCUGAGGAUGUGAAUCGGUAUUACAAUCAUAGAUGGAAUACUUGGUGUGCAAGCUUGAGACACAAUUACUUCAGUAAUCCUUGGGCUAUUAUCUCUUUGGUUGCUGCUGUUGUCUUGUUACUACUUACUCUUGCACAAACCUACUACAGUAUAUAUGGAUAUUACAGACCGGCUGGGUAAUUGGUAAGUACUCUUGCAGGAUUUUCAUUUCCUCCAUAAUGUAUCCUCAACAUAUUUUCUAGUAUUGACCCUUUUCAAGUUUGAGAUGUUGAUGUGUCUGCCUUAGUUUCAAUAAUCAAGCUUAGGAAAGAGCUUGGAAGGCUGAAACCUCAUUAAUUCAUUUGUUUUGGCACAGAAGGUAUUGGUAUUGGCUAGUUGCUACUGCUGUAAUACAACUUUCCUUUGGAAUGCAAAUGUUGGCACAACAAUUUUGGCUUAAUUGCCUUAA
Messenger RNA from Cajanus cajan (pigeon pea), 1926 nucleotides. RefSeq names its product transmembrane protein, putative (DUF247). The record is from RefSeq and is a predicted model, not a curated record. NCBI's taxonomy places the organism in Eukaryota, Viridiplantae, Streptophyta, Magnoliopsida, Fabales, Fabaceae.